AUGGCGUUUACUUAUUCUUUGAAAAACUCCAUUGCUUUAGGGCUUCGUGCCGCGCUCCUCGCCUGGACCUUUUCCCUUUUCAUCUGUUCAUGUGUCGCCUUGGGCAAGUUGGAUUUCUGGGAAAACAGAACGGGUGUUUCCUUGGUGACAAGUCUUCUUGGCUUCAUUUACUACAUCCCCACGGUUCUUCCUGUGGUGGCUCGUCAUUUGUCUCCUGCCACUGCCCUUGCGGGUGAAGUAUGGAUGCUUAUCUGGUGGAUUAUCGCUGUGGGUGUCCUUGGAGACAGGUUUGGCAGCGACUUAACGUGCUCUUAUGCCUAUGGACGUUUCAAGACUGGCUGCCAGGCCGGCAAAGCCGGUCUUGCCUUUGCUGUGUUGGGGUUUGUGUUUUCGCUUGCCACUGUUGCUAUAAUUGGCUUCUUCUCCGUGUACAAGGCAUACAGAGACGGUGGUAAGCUGAGAGUGUUGGAGAGGGGCCUGCUUUCUGCCGGGGCUAUUUUUUUAAGUGAUUCCCUGUCAAGCCAGCCCUCCGGCGGUGCUGCCGGAACUGAAGAUACCGAGGCUGCCGCCGGGGCCUCGAGUGGCCAGGAAGAAGCUGUGGACCACAAGGAUGUCGAGUCGCAGCCAACCGAGCACUCUCCUGUGACAAGUCCUGCGCAGCCUACUGAAGACCCCACGACCAAAUGA
Candidozyma auris is the source of this 687-nucleotide messenger RNA. RefSeq lists its product as uncharacterized. The record is from RefSeq and is a predicted model, not a curated record. Bases 1 to 687 code for a protein of 228 amino acids. The transcript has a single exon. NCBI's taxonomy places the organism in Eukaryota, Fungi, Ascomycota, Pichiomycetes, Serinales, Metschnikowiaceae.